AUGGGCGCGACGCCAUACCUACCAGACGAGCUGCUCCUCGAGAUUCUCAGCUAUUUUCCGAGGGGAAAGGAUAAGGAAAGCCAGAGGGCGAUUGCGAGGUUUUGCGCGGUGAACAGGCAGUGGUACGACGUGGGUAUCCCCUCCCUCUACGAAGCGCCCUACCUCUCCGGCUCCGCAUACGCCCUCUUCGUCCGCACAAUCUGCCCCUCGGUCCUCGCGCACAUCCGCAAAUCCGAGCUCGCCGGCCUCGUCAAAAUGCUCGACCUGUCGCACAUCGUGCAUCAGGGCAACAAGUCCACGACCGCACGCCUCCUCGGUCGCACAAAGCCCAGUCUAGAAGUUUUCAUCGCGCCGCAGGCCAGCUUUGCAGUGAACUGCUGGGCGAGCCUGAGCAAGUGCAGUAAGCUACGUGUACUGGAUCUGAGUCUGGUGUCCGAGCAGAUCAGCUUUGAGAGCUUGAACCAGACGCUGAUGAAGCUGGCGGCGUUGACGGAAUUCUACCUCCCGAGAUGCUCGACGAGGUACGAGGACGCAGCCCGAUCCAUGACCCUGCGAUUACCCCCGCGAUUGCAACAUCUCUCCCUCUCGGGCAACAUCCACGGCCAGCUCUACUACGACGUGAUGCGCCAGCCCGACAUGUUCCCGCCCACCAUGCACAGCAUGAGCAUCCUGCACUGUCCCUCCCUCAGCAACACGAGCAUAAAGCCCAUCUUUCAAAACCUCGCCGGCGCACUCACCACCGUCGAGCUGCGCGACCUGCCCCGCGUAAAACAAGGCCAGUUCAACGGCGUCCUAAACUGGCUGCCCAAACUCGCCAGCCUCACCAUCGCACUCGACUACAUGGACGACAACUUCGGCAAGAACACCAAACCCACCGGCUACUACACCACCCACUGGCGCGAAUCCAAGCCCCUGCAAUCCCUCACACUCGUUACCUCGGGCCAGACAGACGUCGACCCGCAGACUGCGUUUACCGCCGUGGAUCUGUACCAGCUCAUCGACGAACGGUUCCUCGGACGGCUGCGCUGGGUUAGAGUGGCGCGCAGCACUGGCUGGGAGAGUAAAGAGGAGGGCGCGGAGCUGGAGGCCCUGGCUAUGUUGCUGGUGGGUGAGCUGGAUAAGGACAACUGGAAGAAGCGGAGGUGGCAUUAUGAGGGGCUGAAGGGCCUGCCUGAGGGAAUGACGUACGAGAUGUGGUCGCUGGACACGCCGCUGGGGAGGAGGAUGAGACCUUGGUUGGGGAUACUGAGGGAUCGGUAG
Messenger RNA from Trematosphaeria pertusa, 1260 nucleotides. RefSeq lists its product as uncharacterized. NCBI's taxonomy places the organism in Eukaryota, Fungi, Ascomycota, Dothideomycetes, Pleosporales, Trematosphaeriaceae. The transcript is spliced from 2 exons. Gene Ontology annotation, molecular function: protein binding. The record is from RefSeq and is a predicted model, not a curated record. Bases 1 to 1260 code for a protein of 419 amino acids.